Messenger RNA from Zingiber officinale, 933 nucleotides. RefSeq lists its product as uncharacterized. The transcript has a single exon. The record is from RefSeq and is a predicted model, not a curated record. Bases 144 to 635 code for a protein of 163 amino acids. Lineage: Eukaryota; Viridiplantae; Streptophyta; Magnoliopsida; Zingiberales; Zingiberaceae.
AUGCACUCUCUCGCCCAAAUGCGUUCGUCUCGCCGGACAAAUUAAACUAAACUAAACAGCGAGAAAGAAUAACAAAGAUCGGCGAUUAUUUUACCUCGUCCGGCGACGGUUCGAUACAUCGGCACCUGGUUCGCAGCUCGGCGAUGGGAGCCUGCGCCUCAUGCAACGCCGCGGCGAUGACGGAGAUGGAGGAGACGGCGAAGGUGGUGCUCCCGGAUGGCGGGCUCCUCGAGUACGCCCAUCCGGCGACGGCGGGUACUGUUUUGGGAAAGGACGCGGCGGGCUUCUUCGUGUGCGACGCGGACGAGAUGGAGAUCGGAGGGUUUGUGUCGCCGGUGAACGUCGGAGAGGAGCUCUGCCUGGGCCAGCUCUAUUUCGUUCUCCCGCGGUCUGUGCUCAGCUACCCUCUCCCACCCGAGGACCUCGCGGCGCUGGCGGUGAAGGCGAGCGCGGCGCUGGCGGACGCCGCGCGGCGGCGUGGCCGUCGGGCGGUGGGCCCCCUUGUUUUUCCAGUGGAUGUCGCCUGCCGGAAGCGGUCUGAGAAGGAAGAUAGGGAACAGUUGCGGCGGAGGUCGCCGAGGGAAGGCAGAAGAGGGCCAAAGUUCUCGCCGGACUUGGUUGCCAUUCCGGAGUAAAUCGAAGCGGAUCGACUUUGGUUCUGCCAUGCGGUGUUCCGCACCGCGAAUGAUCUGGACCGUCGAGCGUCUAAAUGAGCAAUUUAGAUCAAGGAUAGAGUGAAGUAAUUCAUUGACGGUGAGAACGCCACGUGGCCCAAUUUUUUAAAAGUCAACGGACAGCUUGAUUCUAGUAAAAUUUUGUACGAUUUUCUCAUCGGUUCGAUAAUGUCUCUCUCAUUCUAUCCAUCACCGAUUUUCUGAAUCUAAUUUGUAAGAGAGAAUCAUGUAUCUUAUCUUAAAUUAAUAAAAUAUAAGA